AUGAAAAAAGAUACCGUGGAAGUGGCAGGGUAUACAACCUUGCCACUGGAGCUUCCCUCAACCCCCUCCUUCCCAACGCCCGCCACACACUACCUGUACCUCCGCCCACACGAACCUCGCAUCCCGGACCCCGACUCCCCUCGCUCGCUUUUCAUUGUCAACAUUCCGAUUGACACAACCGACACCCAUCUUCGCCACCUCUUCGGCACUCAGCUAGCUGCCGGUCGCGUUGAGCGCGUCAGCUUCGAAGAUGUCCCCAUGAAAAAGCGCGCCGCCGCAACAGCCACCACCGAAGCCAACCUCUCGCACCGCUCUAAAAAGCGCAAGCGCGUCAACGCCGACGACCUCCAGGCCCACCUGGACGAUAUUAGUGUCCCAUCAACCUGGGACCGCAAGCUGCAGAAAAGCGGCGCUCACGCCAUCGUCGUCUUCGCCGACAAGCCCAGCAUGGACGCCAGCCUGAAGGCCGCCGCCAAGGCCGCCCGCAAGGGCACUGCGCUGGUCUGGGGCGCCGGCAUACAGGCCUCGCGCACACCCGCGCUCGGGCUGCAGCGCUAUCUGACGCAUGAGCAGCGGCGGUAUCCCGAGCGGGCGGCGCUGCUGCGCUCCGUGAACGACUUCAUGACCGUGUUCGAGCAGGUGGCUGAGGCACGGAAGCGCGAUGAGGCACGGAAGGCGGCGGAGCCGGAUGAGGAUGGCUUUGUUACUGUUACUAGUGGGCCGAAGCUGAAUUCUGUGGCGCGCGAGGACGAGCUGAAGGAGUUGGUCGAGCGGCAGAAGAAGAAGGCAGAUGGUCUGGAGGACUUUUACCGAUUCCAGAGCCGAGAGAAGAGGAAGGAACGGCAGAAUGAGCUGCUGCGGCGGUUUGAUGAGGAUAAGAAGAAGUUGCAGGAUAUUAAGUCGCGGAAGGGCAAGAUUCGGCCCGAAUAA
This is a messenger RNA of Penicillium macrosclerotiorum, 930 nucleotides long. RefSeq names its product putative ribosomal small subunit assembly protein. Gene Ontology annotation, biological process: rRNA processing; ribosomal small subunit assembly. Gene Ontology annotation, molecular function: nucleic acid binding. NCBI's taxonomy places the organism in Eukaryota, Fungi, Ascomycota, Eurotiomycetes, Eurotiales, Aspergillaceae. Bases 1 to 930 code for a protein of 309 amino acids. Gene Ontology annotation, cellular component: UTP-C complex; CURI complex. The transcript has 2 exons. The record is from RefSeq and is a predicted model, not a curated record.